GAAGUGGGAUGAGUGACAGCUCCUCUGUCGUGUCCUCACUCUGGGAAUUCCUUUGGCUUGUCUUGGAUUUACUGUCAGUUGUUGCUGGUGUUUAUGUUCUUCACCUACGCAGGACCCAAGUGAUUCGUAUGGAGCGAACUUAUCAGCAGAAACACAAGACAAAUUGAAUGAUGACCAUUCUGACUAACAGCCUGCAAGAACUUUCUAAAAUUAGACACCAUGUCUAAUGUAGAUCAACUGGAAGAAAAUGUCAAAAAACUUCUUGUACGUCUACAAAAUGUUGAAUCAGGCAAACAGAUUGAAACACUAGUCCAGAUAUUGGAGGACUUGCAUGCUCACACCUUUUGUAACAAUGCAUCUGAAAUCUUUCAAGGCAAAAAUGUGCUCUCCCCACUGCUCCUGGUUUUAGAAUACUACACGAAAGUGGCAGUAGUACAAAAGGCUGGUUGGUCUCUUCUGUGCAGGUUAAUAGACAUUUGUCCAGACACUCUACAUAGCAUACAGAUCCCCAUUGACCUGGGGCAAGAAUGGGAUGUUCUUGGAAUCCAUCAGCAAAUUCUCAAAAUUCUGUCUAUCUACCUUACAAAUUUGAGUGUUUUGGUUAUUGGAUUGAAAGCUUUAACUACAAUCCUUGUUUCAGAUGUAGUUAAUUUUCUGCUGUUGGAUCAUGAUGCAGAUAUUUUCUUGCUGAUUUUUGAUGCCAUGAGAGCUUUCCCUGACCAUGAGGAAAUUCAGAUAUAUGGAUGUGAAGCAUUAUAUUUGCUUUUAAUAAAAGUUCCAGAAGAGCAAUUAACAGAGUUUGUUGAAAGCAAAGAUCAUGAAGCCAUCUUGAAAUUGAUCACAAAGUUUAACGAUACGGAAUCUGUACUGCUUCCAGCAUUGCGUGUGCUUCUUCCAUUAGCUGGCCCAUCCAGCAAUGUUGAAGUUCUCAUGUCUGGAAAUGUAAGAUGUUAUAAUCUAAUAAUGGAAGCCAUGAAAAACUUUCCAAACAGUGAGAAAAUUCAAGAAGUGGGUUGUUCCUUAUUUCACAAACUUACUUAUGGAAGUUUUUUUAACAUCCUUGUACUAAAUGAAGCUCACGAAGUCAUCGUAAAGUCCUUAAUAACAUAUCCUGCAAAUGCAAAAGUACAAUCCUCUGCCCUCAGCUGUCUGGCUCUCCUAACUGAAACAAUAUUUUUGAACAAAGACUUGGAAGAUUUUGAAGAUACAGAAGACACAGGAGAGCAGCUUUAUUGGUUUGAGGCUGCUUUAAAAGCAUUAAAACUGCAUAAGAAAAGCACAGAUGUCCAGGAAGCUGCAUGCUGGGCAUUGAACAACCUUUUGAUGUACCACACUGACCUUCAUAAAAAAAUCGGGUAUGGGGAGCAUCAGUACCCGGUACACACGGAAGUCAUGCUGUCUAUGUUGAUGCAUUCUUCAUCCAAGGAGGUUUUCCAGGCAUCAACUACUGCUUUGGCAACCUUGUCUGAACAUAAUGUGAACAUUCGAAAGGAUUUGUUGGAGAAAGGUGCUCAUAUCAAUGUUCUAGAAAUUAUGAAGAAACAUCAGGACGUGCCAGAAGCUUCUGAAAGUGCCUGUAGAGUUCUUAAUCAACUUUUUAAUGGAAGCAUUAUUAAUUUGGAUGUAAAGUAUGUGUCUGUUACAAGCGUUACAAAUGCAAUGAAAAAGCAUAAGAAGGUGUCUGCUGUCCAGUUGGAAGCACUACGUGUUUUGUUGCAAAUUGUGUUCUAUGAUGGAGCAAUUGAUGUACAGAAAAAUGCACAUAAUUCAGUGGAAGGCUCUUGCCUUAAUCUCCCGCUGAAAGUGAUUAAGAAUCAGUGUCUAUCUGAAGGAAUUCACACAUUAGUGUUACAGGCACUGAACAAAUUCAUAGGUAAUCCCGCUAUUCAGGAAUGUGGACUAAAGCUUCUUGGUUGUAUAACAGAAUGUCCAGGUGCCCUGGAUUUGCUCUCAGAACACGGCGCUUUAGAUUCUGUUCUCCACACGCUCCAGAUGUACCCAGGAGAGCAAGAAAUUCAACACUUUGGAUUGUCGUUGGUAUCUACCUUAAUUACUAAAAAAAACUUGUGCAUCGCAACAAUGCACCUUCUGUCUACGCAAUUAGUUUCUGCAUUGCAACGGUACAAGGACGAUGUUGAAAUACAGAAGGAGGGAUUUCAAACUGCUUUAACAUUAAUGAAAUUCUCACCUAGUUUUGCAAAACUUUUAGAACUCGAGGAAUUUGACAACGUGCUUUUUUAUCAGAUAUCAAUGUGUUUGGUUAACAGGCGGGAUCAAAAGUUUCAGAGCUUGUGUUAUGGAUGCUUUGCUGAAAUGACUUCUGAAGAGGAACUAAAAAACAAACUUCUGGUAAAAGCUUGUGCUGAAAACCUCCUUGUAGUAGUGGAGUGCUUGCUUUUGUUAGGUGCGGACGUCAAUAAGAAAACAAAACACACCACAUUAAUCGUUCAGGUUUGUGAAAAGGGAAUGAACCCUAAACUUGUGGAGCUAUUGUUAAAUUAUGGAGUCCGUGAGCAGGAUUCUCGGAAAGCCUUGCAAGUCAGUAUUAAGAAGUGCAAUAAUCAGAUCAUCGGUUUGCUGCUCAAAAAGAUUGGUUUAGAUGUGGCCAAUAAUAGUAUAUGUUUGGGAGGCUUGCAUAUGGGGAAAAUAGAACCAUUGUGGCUCAGUCCUUUGUUCACAGAAAAACAAACAACAUCAAAGCAACCCGCAGUAAACAAUGAGUGCAAAAGUGAUUCCGGCCCCAUUUUGGCAAGGACGAUUUUGCGAUAUCAGAGAAAAAUGAUUGGAAUGGAUGGUAGCAGAUCCUCUAGCGACUUAAGUUAUACUGAAGAGAUUCAUGAUAAAGGCAAUGAUUGCCCCUUCUCACCUGAUGGUAUUGACGAUAUAUACAGCGAUGGAGUAGACAGUGAAGGAAGUGAAGGAUCAUUGCAAAUAAAAAAAUCUCAAUCUUUUGCCAGUCUGGAUAACUUAAAGUCAGAUCUUGGGACCAGACAAAGACAUUCAAACUCAUUGGGAUCAUUUGGAGAUGACUUGGUACAAAGAAAGAAAGAUUUUCAGAUUGACUAUCUAGGUGUAUCUGCAAAGACUCAUUUACAUAAAAGAUCUGAUAGCUUUUCAUCUUUGACUGAAAAAGAGUACAUUAAAUCUCUAGAUAUUUCAGCCAAUGACUUGGAAAGUGUAGACCUGGCACCAAAAAAAUCAAGUUUAACGAGUCAUUUAGAACGUCUUGAAAAAUUGGAACUUCAACAGAACUCACUGUCUUUAAUUCCAAAAUCCCUCUGUGAAGCAUUAAAAUGUUUGACUUAUCUGGACUUACGCAACAAUAGUUUUAAAUCUUUCCCCUCUUGUGUUUUGGAGAUAUCCAGCAUCAUAACUCUUGAUAUUUCAAGGAAUGAAAUUGGUCCGUCUUUAGAGUUAAAUUUAAUUACAAAAUGUCCAUCCUUAAAACAUUUGAAUUUAUCAUACAACCAGCUUAAAUGUUUCCCAGAAAGUAUUGGGGAUGUUGCUCAGAAGCUAGAGGAAUUAAUACUUGAAGGAAACAAUAUUUCUGAGAUCUCUUCACCACUUUGCCUGCCAGAGCUGAAGAUUUUAAACCUAAAUAAAAAUGCGUUAUCGUCACUGGUAUCCGGAUUUCUUAAUAAUUGUACAAAGCUGGAAACUCUUACUGUCAUGACAAACUCCCUUGCUUCUGUCCCGAGUAUCCCAAUGAAAAUUGCAACAGUAAAAGUAGCUCAUAAUUCAUUUUCAAAUAUUCCAAAAGAAAUUCUACAACUACCUCACUUAAGAUCAAUAGAUUUAAGUAACAAUAAUAUUGCAAGUCUACCUGGACCUGUAGAGUGGACCUCAAUGAAUUUAAGAGAAAUUUUCUUGAACUGCAACCAGAUAACCAUCCUGGAACUUGGUAGAGAUGCAUGCAAAUGGUCAAGACUUGAAAAAUUGCAUCUUUCUCACAAUAAAAUCAAGGAGAUACCACCUGAAAUCGGCUUUCUUGAGAAUAUGACAUCUUUCGAUGUAAGUUUUAAUCCUGACCUUAGAUCUUUUCCUGAUGAAAUGGGAAAACUUUCCAAAGUUUGGGACCUUCCUCUCGAUGGAUUAAAUCUUGACAUAGAUUUGAAGCACAUAGGGUGUAAAGCAAGGGACAUAAUAAGAUUUCUUCAACAGCGUUUAAAGAAAGCUGUUCCUUAUAACCGGAUGAAAUUAUUAAUCGUGGGAAAUACAGGAAGUGGGAAGACGACUUUGCUACAACAUCUAAUGAAAUCCAGAUACCCAGAGCAAGGGCAGGAGAAAUCAACUGUGGGUGUCGAUGUAAAGGACUGGCAAAUCCUGAUAAGAGGCAAAAUAAAGAAAGAGAUUGUAUUAAACGUCUGGGAUUUUGCAGGGCAAGAGGAAUUCUACAGUGCUCAUCCUCAUUUUAUGACUCCACGCGCCUUGUAUGUUGUUGUUUAUGACCUCAGCAAAGGCCCAUCUGAAGUUGACUCCAUCAAGCCUUGGCUGUUCAACAUCAAGGCCCGUGCCCCAUCAUCCCCAGUCAUUCUUGUGGGUACUCAUCUAGAUGUUUCUGAUGAAACACACCAGAAAGCCUGUAUAACUAAGAUAAAAACCGAACUGGUUAAUCAGCGUGGGAUUCCCUCUAUCCAUGAACACCAUUUUAUCAAUGCCAAUGAGGAAAAUGACCUUUUGGCAAAGCUUAGAAAGGCAAUAAUAAAGCAGUGUUUAAAUUUCAAGAUUAGAGAUCAGCCUGUUCUUGGGCAGCUUAUCCCAGACAGUUACCUUGAGCUUGAGAAGAGAAUUUUAAAUGAACGGAAAAAUGCUGCUGUUGAAUUUCCUGUUAUCAUCCACCAAAGAAUGUUGGACAUUUUAACAGAAAAUCAUUUACAACUGGAUGAAAAUGAACUACAACAUGCUGUUCAUUUCCUUAAUGAGUCAGGUGUAUUGCUGCACUUCAAAGAUCCAGCACUCCAGCUUCAAGAUCUUUAUUUUGUGGAGCCACAGUGGCUUUGCAAAAUCAUGGCACAGAUUUUGACUGUGAGAGUUGAUGGAUGUCAGAAAUAUCCUAAAGGAAUUAUCAAUUGUUCUGAUGUGAAGAAUUUUCUUAAGAAGAAGAUAAAGUUUCCUGAAAAUUACAUGUCACAGUAUUUUAAGUUGCUGGAAAAGUUCCAAAUAGCUUUACCUUUGUCGGGCGAACAGCUUCUUAUUCCAAGCAGUUUGUCUAAUCAUAAACCAGUGAUAGAACUUCCACACUGCGAGAAUUCUGAGGUUAUCAUAAGAUUAUACGAAAUGUCAUAUUUUCCAAUGGGAUUCUGGUCAAGACUAAUAAAUCGGCUUCUGGAAGUAUCUAAUUACAUGCUGUCAGGAAGAGAACGAGUCCAACGCCCCAAUAAAAUGUAUUGGAGGCAGGGUAUCUAUCUGAACUGGUCUCCUGAAGCUUACUGUUUAGUAGAAUCAACAAAUCUAGACUGCAGCCCUAAUAGUUUCCUGAAAGUGACUGUUCCAUCUUGCAGAAAAGGUUGCGUUCUAUUGGGGCAGGUUGUUGACCACAUAGAUUCACUAAUGGAGGAGUGGUUUCCUGGUUUACUGGAAACUGAUAUUUGUGGCGAAGGUGAAUCCCUGUUGAAAAAGUGGGUGUUGUACAGCUUUGAUGAUGGUCAAGAGCAUCAAAAAAUAUUACUGUCCAAUUUACAAACAAAAGCCGAAGAAGGUGACUUGCUGGUAAAUCCAGACGAUCCCAGAUCAACGAUUGCUAUAUCUCAAAUUGCACCUGACCUUAUGUUGGCGGAUCUACCUAGGAAUAUAAUGUUAAACAAUGAGGAACUAGAGUUUGAACAGGCACCUGAGUUUUUGUUGGGUGAUGGCGGAUUUGGAUCAGUUUAUCGAGCUUCAUAUAAAGGAGAAGAUGUAGCUGUGAAAAUUUUUAACAGACAUACUUCCCCAAGGCUUUUAAGACAGGAACUUACAGUUCUCAGUCAGCUUCACCACCCUAGUUUGGUAUGUUUGUUAGCUGCUGGAGUGCGGCCAAGAAUGCUAGUGAUGGAACUAGCUCCAAAGGGUUCAUUGGAUCAUCUGCUUCUGCAGGACAGUGCCAGCCUCACCCGAACCCUUCAGCACAGAAUAGCUCUGCAUGUCGCUGAUGGCUUGAGGUACCUUCAUUCUGCUAUGAUCAUUUAUAGGGAUUUGAAACCUCAUAAUGUCCUGCUGUUUUCAGUUCACACAAAUUCAGCUGCUAUUGCCAAAAUUGCAGACUAUGGCAUAGCUCAGUAUUGUUGUCGUAUGGGCAUCAAAACUUCAGAAGGAACUCCUGGAUUUCGGGCACCAGAAGUUGCAAAGGGUAAUGUUAUUUAUAACAAGCAAGCUGAUGUGUAUUCAUUUGGUUUACUUCUGUAUGACAUUCUCACAUGUGGAGCUAGAAUGGCUGAAGGGAUGAAGUUUCCUAAUGAAUUUGAUGAGUUGGCAAUCCAUGGAAGACUUCCUGAUCCCGUAAAAGAAUAUAAUUGUGCUGCAUGGCCAGAGGUUGAAUUAUUGAUUAAAAAGUGUUUGAAAGAGAAUCCUGAUGAACGUCCAAAAUCUGCUGAGGUAUACAACAUCUUGAAUUCAGCUGAACUUCUCUGUUUGAUGAGAAAUCUGGUGGUACCCAGCCCUCUAACAGCUGAAUGCAUCGUGGCUGCUAAUCCGUGUUUCAAAAAGCCUACUGUUUGGAUAGGAAGUGGCAGCAGAGACAAAGGGCAGAUAUGCACUAUCGAUUUGAUGAAAGGGGAACACACGUGUGAGGAUUUCUCAGAUAGCAGAAUCUUAUGUCUUACUCUUGUGGCGUUUCCUGGAGACAAAGAGCAUUGGAUCUUGGCAGGGACACAGUCUGGGGAUCUAUUGGUUGCAAAUACUGAGAAUUUGAAAGUAAAGCACUCCCUCCAGAAAAUGCCUGACUCUGUUACAUGCUUGUUCCUCUGUUGUAUGAUAAAGCAGGGUCAUAAGAAGACUUUUGUUCUAGUGGGGACAGCAAAUGGUCAAAUAGCAGUUUUUGAUGCUUCUGACAUAAAGUGUCAGGGAGCUUCCCCUUUCAAGAUGCUAACAGUGGGAGAUAUCAGCACUCCUGUAAUGUGUUUCUGUGAAUCCACAUACUCUUCUGAGAAGAAUGCUGUCUGGGGUGUCUGUGGGACCAAAAUUUUGUCUUUUUGCAGUGACUUUUCUGUUCACAAGACGAUUGAAACAAAGUCUGCAGCAUUAUUGCCUCAACGAUCAUCUUGUGAAUCCAAUAUAAUUUGUGUCGCAGUUGACACCUACAUAUAUGUGGCAAAGAAAUGUAGCCCUUAUGUUGAAAUUUGGGAUAAGAAGACUGAAAACAUAAGUCAAAUACUUGACUGUGCUCACUUCCUAAAGCAAGAGUCUUUGAAACAAAAAUAUCUAAGAAAGGAAGACACAUACACAGCACGUGUAAAAGCUUUAUUUCUUCAAAAGAAUACUGCCCUUUGGGUUGGCACUGGUGGAGGUCAUGUGCUGCUUAUUGGGCUAUCAACACGCUGCCCAAUAAGAAUAAUCUCUAGUUUCUGUGAUUCCAUAAGAAGUAUGGUGCCUACUCAAUUAGACAAAGGAAGCAUAAAGAAUGUUGUGCUUGUUCUGGGAUGUCUUUGUACGCCUCAAAAAGAAAUACAGUCUUUUCUCUCUGUCUGGGAUACAAACCUCCCUCAUGAAGUUAAAAACUUAAAAUCUCACAUUAAAGUAAGAGACGAAAUGGCUGAAAAAAUGAGAGGACUAUCCCAGCACUAAUAAACUCUUGCUCCAUUUGAAGAAUCUUAGCUUUGCAAAUGACGUGUGACUUUGCAACAGUUAAGAAAAAUGUGGUAUUUCUACAGCUGGGACAAGAAGAGAAGACUUGAGAACGUCUGAACAUAAGGAUGAGAUUACAUCCUGGUCAAAGUCGUAUUAAAGAAACCUUUUGUUUUUAUUUUUAUUAUUUGGAACUGUAAUUGCACUUUAAACAUUCAAAUAAGGAAGUAAAAAUAUAUUCUCUGAAUAUGUCAUACUUCUCUAUAAAGUGUUCUAACAAAUGUAUAUUUUUACAUUGAUUGUGCUUAUUGAUGUGAAUCUUUAUGUACAUAAUCUUGUACUUUUUAUUUUUGUAUAAUUACAUCUGAAGUUUAGAAAUCUUUUAUAGGACAACUCAAAAUAUUGAUACACGCUUGUAUUAUUAAAUUAUAUGUUAUUUUUUAAAAACUGAA
Messenger RNA from Bombina bombina (fire-bellied toad), 8210 nucleotides. It is a transcript of the gene LRRK2, whose product is annotated as leucine rich repeat kinase 2. Gene Ontology annotation, biological process: protein phosphorylation. Lineage: Eukaryota; Metazoa; Chordata; Amphibia; Anura; Bombinatoridae. The coding region runs from base 220 to 7758 and encodes 2512 amino acids. The transcript is spliced from 53 exons. Gene Ontology annotation, molecular function: GTP binding; protein binding; protein kinase activity. The record is from RefSeq and is a predicted model, not a curated record.